GAGCGCAGCUCCACCGGGGAGGAUCACGUUAGUCUGCGGCCAGCGGAGAGCACACUCGAGUGGGCGGAUCGUAGCGGUGACAGCGACGCUCGCGGACUCCCGACAUACUGUCAAAAAAAAGAGCAGACAACUAACGCCAUGGCAGAGUUAGACCUGAGUCUGAGUGACGCGCUGACGGACAGCGCUCCCCAGCCGGGCCCAGAGGGCCUGGUGGAGAGGGACUUCGUGGCCCAGCUGGAGGCGGAGGCCUUUGAUGACCAGGUCGGAGAGACGGUAGGGAAGACAGACUACGUGCCCCUGCUGGACAACGACGACACCAGGGCAGGUUGUAAGCUGACCGCGGGGGGACAGGCGUCGGCGCUGCGUCCGGAGCCACAGGGGGAGGUGCGGCCACGCUCAUUCGACCAGCAGCAGGCCUUGGCUACAGACUUCUUAUCAGCCUCCAUGGCGGGUUAUUCAGAUCCUGAGGGCUCUCAGACCAGCCCUGCCCAAAUGAUGGAUACUGGCCGGAUGGGAGCUUUCCCAGCUUUCUCCCAGCCCGGUGGGAUGGGUGUCAACGUGGAGGUGGGGGCAGCACCCCUCUCAGUAGAGAGGAUUCAGAGUAUAGCAGAACCACAGCAUGCGACACCCGCAGUGGGUUCAGAAGCCCCUAAAGACCACAGCCCCAUGCUGCCUGAACCCCAGACUCCUCGCAGCCCUUUGGAUCUGUCAUCAGGUGCUUUAGGCGACUGCUGGCCAGACGAGGCUAGCUGCCUACCGACAGACCUCCCUUUCAGCCCCAGCGUUUCCACAGUUAUUAGUCUCCAUGCCGGCCAUCUCGCUGUCAGCCAUGACGACCCACCUGACACUUGGCCUAGCCGAGAGAGCACCGCCUAUGCUGGGGGCGACGAAAGGGAACAAGAAGGUUCAGACCGAAAACAGAAGAAGAAGAAGAAAAGGCGACAGAAAGACGAGGGCCCUUAUGAGCACCUCGAGAGCAGGGGUCACCCUGAAGUGCAAGCAGAAAACACUCCCCCAACGGAGGAGUUCUACCACAGGAUUGGCCCAAGGCGGGAUAGAGGAGAUGGGUGCUGGGAGGAGCAACUUGGGAAAAGUGGAGGCCGGGGGAAGAAGGGUAAGAGCAGGAAGAAGCUUCCAGAGGAGUGGGGAGUGUCGGCAGAACCGUUUGUCCCUUCGGCCGCAGCGACCUCUCAAGUCACAGAGGAGGUGAUGAUGGAACUGAGGAGUUCUGUUCAGGCAAACGAGGAGGCCUCGUUUGCGGACAUGGACGCCAGCCAGAGCCCCUGGAAAAAGGAAGUCUACCCCGAAGAAGGCCUGGUCCCUUCCCCCCUGUCUGAGGACCUAUUCUCCCCAACAGUUGCUUCCAUCAACCCACUGGUGCUGAACAGCGAGCUGAAAGCCACAGCGGCCCCGUUCACUAUGCCCUCCACCACCAACAGUGCAACACCUGGCUCCUUCCCCAUGGCUCCUCGCCCUGGUGAUCCAUUUGACCUCCUGAUGGAGACUGAAAAUGCAAGCUUAGGCAACAGCAGCCAGGGCUUUUCACCUGGUGGUGACAUGGUUGUCAGCGCAAUGUGUAACACAAGUUCCCUCCACGAGUCUUGUGUGCGUGGCAUACCUGAGGGAGACACGUCUCCUUUUAGCCCCGCCUCCCAGCCAAGCCCUUCCCCGAAAGGCGAGGUGUUAGCCUCGGCCCCACCUCUCUCACCCUCCGAUGCUUCAUGGCUCCUGAACGACUCCAACAUGAGCAGCAACAGUGAGCUAUUUGACUUCAGUGACGUGAGCACUUCAGGUCAUCCUUUAACCUUGGGGCUGUCCUUUGACACUCCUUGCCCAGCCCCUCUCCGCUCCCCCAAAACCACAGCGCAGGAAUUCCAACCCAAAGAGCAAAAAUAUGCCGAAUCGGCCCAGAAGCAACCCAAGUAUUCUCGUUCUUCAUCAUCAUCCUCCUCUGUAAAGAGUCCCACUUCCCCAGGGGAAAAUCAUUUCCCUCCACAAGCACCCCCAGUCCUCAGCCCCUCCUACCCUCAAGCGACAAGCCCUGGAUCUGGUCUUAACCCUACAGCUAAGCCCUUCUUUCCCAGCUUUGCUGAUCCCAUGGAAGAACCAGCUGUGGUCCCUCCAGUUACCCCCAUCACCGAAGUAAAAUCUGACAAGAUGGACAAGGCAGAGAAGAACGAGGAAAAGUCAGAGGACAGCGUGAAGAACAUGGACCUGUUCGACCCUCUGUUUGAUAGAGCUGAGCAGAAGAGCGUGAAGGUGGAAUACGCAAUCAGUGAGACUCCAGCCAAGGUGGAGAAAGAGAUGGAGAAGGAGAAACAGUCAGAGACACAGAAAGAGGAGAAGGAGGCAGAGACACAGAAAGAGAAGGAGAAGGAGAAGGAGGCAGAUACACAGAAAGAGAUGGAGAAGGAGAAACAGGCAGAGACACAGAAAGAGAAGGAGAAAGAGAUGAAGGAUGCAGGAAAAGCAAAAGAGGAGAAAGAGACGGACAAAGUGAAGGUGACAGAGAAAGUGGAGUCAAUUGAGCAGAAGGCAGAAAAGGAGGACUGGAUAAACAAGGUCGAAGAAUCACAGGAUAAAUUGUUGAAGAUGGAGAAAGUAGUAAAAAUGGAGACGACAGAGGUAGAGAGCAAAGUGGAGAAAGCCAAGGGUGUGGGAAAAGUGGACAAAAAUGAAAAGUCCACCGUGCACGACAAAACAGAGAAGCUUGAGCAAACAGAGAUGAAGGAUGGCAAUGAGCAGCACACGGACAAAGCGGAGAAGACCCCGGAGCAACAGCCGACACCCGUCAAGCUCGAUACCGGUUCUGACGAGCUGGAGAAGAAGGCCGUCGUGGAGACAAAGGCAACACCAGACCCCAAGAAAGAGAAGGUCGCCGCAGACCAAAGCAACAUGAUGGAGAAGCCGGCGGAGAUACCAAUGCAGAAGGGCAACAAGGAGGAGAAGCAGGACAAAGUGCAGGCCAACAAAAAGAUUGUGGAGAAAAAGGAUGACAAGAAGGACAAGGCUGCAAGGUCAGACGGAGUAGAGAAGGCCAAAAAAGCAAAACCUGCAACCAAUGGAAGCAGUGCCCCCUUGAGUAGGGACCUGGCAGUGGGGAAGACAAAGCCGGCUGCUGGGGUGACCAAGCCGAGCGCUUCCGCUAAAACACGUGUGGGUACCACAGCUGCCGGUGGCUCGGUCACAGCUCCGACUAAGCGCCCCACAUCCUCCACCACCACCACCACCUCCAUCUCAGACAAAAAAACAACCACAGCCAAGGCUUUAUCCACAGCCGCUGCUGGUCCAAAGAGGCCCUCAACCUCUUCCACCAGCCGCCCUGCAUCCUCCACCACUACUACCACUGCACGUGAUGUCAGACCCAAGACAACUACGGAAAGGCGCCCCCUUGUGCCAAAGCCCAGCACCACCACCUCAACAGGCUCCACCGCUGCCCCCAAAAAUGGAACCGCAUCAACGCGCACAACGGCGCCUACUCGCACCGCUAUCACCACUGCAGCCAGAAGGCCUCUGGCCCCCAAGAUAGACAGCAAAGCGGGAGAGGAGAAGAAGCCUGGCGCUCUGAGGACUUCUACAGCAGAUUCUACCAAGCCCAAGACCAGCACCACCACCACCCGCAGCACCGCUUCCACCGCCACUGCGUCCCGUACCCGAACCACAGCAUCCAAACCGGCCAUGCCCUCCUCCUCCACCACUGGCGCGGUACCAGAGAAGAAGCCCACGGUGCCACGCACCCCUCGGCCCACUUCCUCAACCACCACCACCGCCUCAAGGAACAUGGCUCGCCCCAGCACAGCACCGAUCCCCGAUGUCCGCCAAGCCCGCUCCAAGAUCGGCUCCACGGACAACAUGAAGCACCAGCCUGGUGGAGGGAAGGUGCCAUCCACCUCUCAGAGCAGGGCCGCCGCCUCCAAAGAAGCCAGCCUGGGCAAAGUGCAGAUCCUCAACAAGAAGGUGGACUUGAGUAAGGUGACAUCCAAGUGCGGCUCCAAGGACAACAUCAAGCACAAGCCUGGCGGAGGCGUCGUGAAGAUCGAGUCCCUCAAAGUGAGCUUCAGGGAAAAGGCUCAGUCCAAAGUGGGCUCCGUGGACAACCUGAGCCAUUCACCUGGUGGAGGAGAAGCCAAGGCCGAGGGGGCCCAGGAAACGACAGAAGGGUGUGGCACCUUGGCUCCGGGCCCUGAGCCAGGGCCGCCAGGGAGCCCUGCCACCCAGGAGAACGGGCUGAAGGAGGGUUCUGCCUGCGAUGCUGAGGGCCUCCGGGAGCCCCAGGCUCUGGACUCGCGCAUCCCAGAGACAAGCAUCUAAUUCUUCUAUCCCUCUGCCCUCCUCAUCUCAACCUCCCCACCGCAACAUCACCUCCUCCUCCCCUUUUCUCGCCUGUGUUUUUUUUGUUCUCCCUUACCCCCUCCUUUCCCUUUUUUUUUUCUUCCAACCUUUCUGCCGCAGAUUGAGUCGUUCAAGCUCAACUUCCGCGAGGAUGCUCGCUCUCGCACGGACCACGACCCCGACAUCAUUACCUGGCCGGCCCCCCAGGACGACAACAACAACAGACCCCGCCCACACAGCUCCUUCCAUUCUCUACACCACCACCACUACCCACCGACUCUCCGCAGUGUCUCCCUCAGUGAAUCUUUCGGCUCCUGCAGGCCCCGUCAGCUCCCCCUAUGCCCCCUCCUUGAUGCAUCUUCAGGGGGGUGGGGUUCAGGGGGGCGACAGCAGCUCCUUCAAGGGAUCUCCUUUCUUUCCCACCAUCGAGCCCCAAGAACCCCUUUCAUCCUAAAUCUGUCGUUGCACAUUUUUGAACCGGCCAUCUAGUUACGAUUUCAUGUUAUCAUGCCGCCAAGCUCUUCAUCAUGCGCUAUAGCAACCCCCUUCCCCUCCACUAUGUUUGGCUGAAGUGACUGUAUAGCCUAAGCUUAAAGAUCUAUGUGGAGUAAAAUGUUUUUUUCUCACAUAUACGGCUGCUGUAAUCAGUGGGUUCCCCUCGGAUCCUCUGGUGGCGCACCCUGACACCCCCACACCAUCUCACCUCCUACACACAAUAAGCAAUGAUCCCAGCAUGGUAAACCCCCACGGCCUCUAUCAAACGCAUAGCUUCUCUUUUUCCUCGUGACUCCAGGGGCCGUUUGUUUCCCGAUGACCGGUUCGCCUCCGCUUCAGUGACAUCACAGUAAUUCAUCGUGCAUCUCAUCCGCUUCAACGCCCUCACUAUCAAUCACCAUAAACAAGCUGACAAACAAAAAGCAACGCUAGACAAGAAGUAGGCCGUUUGAACCAUUUUAGGCUGUUUAACUCUUUAUUCUCUGUGUUUGUGAUGGUGUGUUUGAGUGACAAAAAUUGUGUAAAAAUGAGCUUUGGUGUUCUGUUCGGAUCUUAUUUCUGUCUCUCUCAUUCUCUCGUUUUCUUCUUUCGUUUCUCCUAGUUUCUUAAUUUUUAAAGCUAGGUUUUAUUUAUUUAUUGUAAAUUUCUUCCCGCGCGAGCAAUACAGCAGGCGGUCUUUUAUCUCCGACAUUACAGUUUUGGAAUCAUGCACAGUUUUUUUGUAAACCAAGACACACAGCGAAGAUAUUCACAGGGAGGGAGAAAGUGAGAGGGAAAGUGUUGCUAGAAUGGGCAGAGAGCGUUCAAGGCUAAACACGUGUUGCAACCUGGAAGUUUAAAAAAGAUGCAACAGGGUAAGUAGCUACAGGAGAGAAGCUUGAGCUGAGCAUGUACUCCAGAGGGAGAUGAGGAAGCUGUCUGAACGUCUCCUGUGUGGUCUCGUAUGUCCCUCCUGACCUGAAAAAACUUCCCUAAGCUCAGACGACGCAGGCUCACGCCUCAAACCGCUCAGACGUAGUGAAUAUCAUAGGUGAUUCCUCGAGUUGUGAGUCCCUUUUCGGGCAUCUCUAUGAGGGUUGUGCUAGCAUGUGGUGUGACGGUGUGUGUGUCUCGAACACUUUAUUAUUGUUGGGAGUAUUAGCAGUGCAACACGGUGUGGCUUUAUACUCUUCUCUUGUAGCAAUGUAUUCAACGGUUGCCUCCAAAUGCCUUUAUAAUGCAUGGCCCGAUGAUAUCAGCCUUUGUGCAUCAUAACGCCAUGUGUUGUGGUUUGGUACCAUAUGUAUAUCUCGGGGGCAAUCCUGGACGGUCGAUGUGUCGUUACGCAAACUAUGAAUUUUACCACCGACGCUUGUUGCAACUCAUUAAUUCUACCGCUUGGAGCUAGCUGCAGAUUUGUAUACAGUGACUCAAACAUACAAUGAUGACAACAAGUUGUAGUAUUGUUAUUUUUUUCAAAUAGAUUCUGCUCCUCGUUAACUUGUCAGCCAUCAAUGCAUCGUUGCAUCGCUCAGUUCCAAGUAUAGUUUCGUAAAAAAAAGUGCUGGGUAUCGUCUGGAAUGUAUCAGUCUCGCUACUAAACCUUAAAAUCUUAAACCUGCAUCAUUUUUUCGUGGGGGCCUCUUGGAAUUAAAUGUUUUGUUUUAUUAGCCCAAUAUCACGAAACACAAAUUUGCCUCAGAGUGGUUUACACUCUGUGAACGUGACAUCUUCUGUCCUUGGACCCUCGUAUCAGAAAAAGGAAAGACUCCCCCCAAAAAAGACAAACCUUAACGUGGGAAAGCAGCACAAACAAACUGUUAUUAAGGCAAACUUGUUUGCACACAUUCAUCCAGCAUCCACAUACACAUUAUGUUCGAUGGCGAACGCCUUUGCAGAAAGGACCUGUUUAUUUGUUUAGCUCCGUUGACCGCCCUCUAGACACAACCUGUUCAAAUGGUCACUUUGGCAAUGAUCCCUGAAGAAGCUUUGACGGAACUAAAUUGCACCUUAUUGCUUUAAAAUAUCCAAAAGGGCUCACUGGGAUGGAGUGAUCCCAAGUAGCUUAUUGAAUGACAUUUUGCGCGAUGACAUGAAUAGAGCAAUAAACUGAAUUACAGUGCCCUCAUUACUAUUCAAUCAUGAAACACAGUUGGAUUCAGAUCCAGUCACGAUUUAGUUUCAUAUUGGAAUCCUUUAAAAAUGUUCUGAAAGAGAAAAAAAUAAAAGCCAGGUUUUGAGACAAUAAAUAGGCAAUAAAUUCACGUCUUCUGAACGUGGGGACGAUUCACAUAUGCAGAUGUUGGAGUUCCCUUUCUGCCAGUUGAGGCUCGAGUGAUGUGAAAAAGUGUAGCUGUCAUCAAAAAGUUGAAUCGCUUUGUUUGUGCCCUGACUGUCGCAUAGCUCCAUUCACUCCUCGUGCCUGUCCUCAAACACAGUUUAGCUCCAGAGUUUUUACUCUCCACUUCUUGUGAGAUUGCACACGGAUGUAUAUAGAUAUUUUAUUGUCGAUGCACUCUUCAAGGUUCUUCAAAAGAACAAAAGACAGUUGGGGGUUUGGUUCUUGGCUCAGAACAGCUUUCAUGUCCAUGCACCUUUCAUGGUUCUGCGGGGAGGAGGCGUUUUUAUUACGACUAUUAUUCUGAUUAUUAGCAUGACAAAAUUGAAAAGGCCCACCCUUUUCAUCAGAAAGGGGCCACUGAAGUGAAAGAAUGUCUUUUGAGAUAUAUUGAACGAAAGACGCAACACUUUUGCAUAUGUAUUUAUCGUUGAGCCGUUGUGGUCGUGCUCUCGCGGCCGGACGGACGAUACUUCCGAUUUCCGAAAACAAACCGUGUCCUCCGCAAGGAGAUUUGAACCCCAUUCCAACACUGAGAAAGACUUUCAAAUCUGGUUGUAUUUAAAGCGCUGUAACGGCAGCUCGAUCUUAGAAAUGUUGAACUGGCGGAAGUAGAGCUUGAUCCCUUUCCACUGUUGAAGCCCAGUCUUAAGAGAUGAGGAUAAUGUUCGGACUACCUGGUAAACACAGUGACACAUGACACUGCACAUCACAGUGGGCAAAGGGAAUCUCUUGUUCAAGCAAGACCCUCAAGGGCAGAGGUUGAUGCGUUGGCUUGUUCAUUUGGAAGUAAUGCAUAUUAACCAUGGAGGGGAGUUGCACACACCGAGACCCUAACGCAUCCUCGUCUGAGGUUAUCUAACCGUAGUAGUGAGGUUUGGCUUGUGGAAUAAAUGCUCCUCAGUAAUCUUCCGCCUGUAGAGCUUCAUCUGCCGCCGCUGCACUCAUGUAAGAGUCACACUCACUAACAAACACGACCGUACCUGCAGAGCAUGCUGACAAACAGGGGAUGUGUUGGGUAGACUGACUGUGUCAUUGGCAGAACCUCAUUGUUCCUUUUUUCCUUCAUUGAUUUUUAUUGUAUUUUUGGGUUUGGAAAAAAUAGUGUUUAUUGUGAUUACUUGUUAAUUAGUGAUGUGAUUAUUGAACAUGAAAUAAAAAUGGACUACAACUCUAA
Molecule: messenger RNA, 8321 nt
Organism: Cyclopterus lumpus (lumpfish)
Lineage: Eukaryota; Metazoa; Chordata; Actinopteri; Perciformes; Cyclopteridae
Product: microtubule-associated protein 4
Exons: 16
Coding region: 139-4311 (1390 amino acids)
Biological process (GO): neuron projection development; microtubule cytoskeleton organization
Cellular component (GO): neuron projection
Molecular function (GO): microtubule binding
Source: RefSeq, a predicted model, not a curated record